AUGAACGAGACACUUGGUGUCAUUUUCAACAUUGUAAAAGAAAACGAGGAGAGGAGCAAAGUUUCGGAAACCAACGGCAAAGUAGAACCCAUCUCCAUGAGGAAAUAUGGGAAUAAGGUGGAGACGCAUGUCGUUGAAGGGAGGGGGUAUGAAGUUGUUGAAGGGAAGGUUGAUUGGAGGGGAAGACCAGCAUUGCGAGGGCGCCAUGGCGGUGUCUCCAGUACUAUCUUCAUUCUUGCGAACUUUGGAUUUGAGAACCUUGCCUCGUUGUCUCUGGCUGUGAAUCUCAUCUUGUACCUUUUCUUCGUCAUGCACAUCGGCUAUGCCGACGCCUCCAACCUGCUGACCAACUACAUGGGCACGAGCUACAUGGUCGCCGUGCUCAUCUCCGUCUUCGCGGACACCUUUAUUGGUCGAUACAAGACUGUGAUCAUAUCAUCUCUGAUCGAGCUCGUGGGGCUCCUGCUGCUGACGCUGCAGGCGCACUCCGACCGGCUGAAGCCGCCGAAUUGCCACUUCCCCGUGGACCCGACGUGCCAGCGGGUGCACGGCCACAACAAGGUGCACCUCUACCUGGCGCUGUACCUCAUCGCCAUUGGCUCGGCGGGGAUCAAGGCGGCCCUGCCAGCGCACUGUGCGGACCAGUUCGACGAAAAGCACCCCAAGGAGAAACUGCAGAUAUCCAGCUGCUUCAACUGGCUGUUCCUCAGCCUCUGCACCGGAGGCGCCAUCAGCUGCACGGUGUUGGUGUGGAUCCAGAAUAUCAAGGGCUGGGACAAGGGCUUCGGCGUCGCCACUGGCGUGAUGGCGCUCUCCCUCAUCGUCUUCGUCGCCGGCCUGCCGAGGUACCGCAUCGCCACCGUGCAGGGCAGCAGCGCGCUUCUAGAGAUCUUCCAGGUAUACGUCGCUGCAUUCAGGAACAGGAGCCUUGAGCUCCCUGAGAACCCUGACGAGCUGUACGAGAUCAGCCGGAGCAAAGCUUCCCCUGACACGGAGUUCGUGGCGCACAGGGACAAGCCGUUCAGAUUCCUGGACAGGGCGGCCAUAAUUCAGGCACCGAAUGACGCGACGGGUGCGACGCAGAGUCCGUGGCGUCAAUGCAGGGUGACGCAGGUGGAGCACGCCAAGACGGUGCUAGCCAUGGUGCCCAUCUUCUGCAGCGCCAUCGUCAUGGGCACCUGCCUCGCGCAGCUCCAGACCUUCUCCAUUGGGCAGGGCGCCACCAUGGACACGAGGCUCGGCAAGAAUUUCAUGAUGCCGCCGGCGUCGCUGCCCAUCAUCCCGCUCGCCUUCCUCAUCUUUGCGGUGCCCAUCUACGAGCAUAUCUUCGUGCCCUUCGCGCGCCGCGUGACCGGCCACCCCAACGGCAUCUCGCACCUGCAGCGCGUGGGCGUCGGCCUCGUGCUCUCCAUCAUCUCCAUGGCCAUCGCGGCCCUCGUGGAGGUGCGCCGCAAGAAGGUGGCCGCCCGGCACGGCAUGCUAGACAUGCUCCCCGAACAGCAGUUGCCCAUCUCCUGCUUCUGGCUGGCGCCGCAGUUCGCCGUGUUCGGCAUCGCCGACAUGUUCACCUACGUCGGCCUCCUCGAGUUCUUCUACUCGCAGGCGCCCCGGGCGCUCAAGUCCAUGUCGUCGUCGUUCCUGUGGUGCUCCUUGUCGCUCGGCUAUUUCCUGAGCACCAUCAUCGUGCAGGCCGUCAAAACGGCCACCAAGGGAUCCACGGCGAGCGGCGGAUGGCUGGCCGGCAACAACAUCAACCGGAACCACCUCGACCUCUUCUUCUGGCUUCUCGCCGUGCUCAGCUCCCUCAACUUCCUCAACUACCUCUUCUGGUCCAGCUGGUAUAAGUACAAGCCCCAGGAACAGGCUGUAGCGCCUGAGCAGCAGCGGCAAGUGUGA
This is a messenger RNA of Phragmites australis (common reed), 1896 nucleotides long. Its product is annotated as protein NRT1/ PTR FAMILY 4.5-like. Gene Ontology annotation, cellular component: membrane. Gene Ontology annotation, biological process: transmembrane transport. Gene Ontology annotation, molecular function: transmembrane transporter activity. The record is from RefSeq and is a predicted model, not a curated record. NCBI's taxonomy places the organism in Eukaryota, Viridiplantae, Streptophyta, Magnoliopsida, Poales, Poaceae. The transcript has 8 exons. The coding region runs from base 1 to 1896 and encodes 631 amino acids.